AGUGAAGCGACACGAGCCAAGCAGAAAUGCAAUCCAACUGUGUCCAACCAAAACUCCAGCCAGCCUCCUCAACAGGAACUGACGUUUCUUCGGUGCAAGUGGAUGGAAAAAAUGCAGCUGCAGGAAAAAUGGCUCCAAACACCGCACCGUUAAAAGGUGUAUAAAGAUUUGCUACACAAUCCUUUUGGCCACAUUGACUUUACAGCUGUCACACUCAUGGCACCAUCCAGUUGACAGAAUGGCCCAGAUAUCAAGUGGUAAUGGGUUCAAGCUGGAAGUCCCCCAGUCAAAGGGGGCUGUUGGUAAAGAGGAAGCCCUCCGCAUGGAGGAAGAGGCUUUAGCAAAAUUGCAAAGGGAGAAGAGACACACCGUUUCAGCUUCAACACCCUCAUCUUCCUCUGCAGCAUCCUCAUCCAUCUCAAAACCAAAACCAUUGAAAUCUGCCACUACUGCUCCUCAACCUUUACCCUCUACUUAUAGACCAGAAAAGGACCUCAUUGUCUUCCCAGAGACCAAGAAGCAGGCAGAGCAAAACAAGUUCAGGGAUAUUGAUGUGGACAAGCUGACAAAUGAGGAACUUGAAAAGCUCCUACUGGAUGAGAACUUUGGGGCUAACAGCAAAGUGUCCCGCCCCUCAUCGCUAAUGGGGUUUAACCUCAGUGCCUCCUACCCUGGAGGCCAUGUCUGUAGCUCCUCUCCUUUCCAGAGCAGCCAGUGGACACCUGUUAUGUCCACCCCAUCUAGCUCUAGUGUGUCCACUCCCACCCAUCAGCCUACACCAUUGUUCCCCUCUGCUCCAUUCCCUAAACCAGGCACAUUUCAGAAUGGCUUCACUCCAACCAUGUCACCCUUCAUGCCCCUGGCAGCACAGCAGACAACCUUCAUGGCCUUCCCUCCCAUCCAGCCUGCUAGUGCCAUGGUCUUCCCACAGCCAACCGUGGACCCAGAGAUGGCCAAACUGUUCGACAAGAUUGCCAGCACCUCAGAAUACUUGAAAAAUGGCAAACCGGCCAGCACUGACCUAGAUUCCUCUCAAGCAGGCACAGCUUCUCUGGCACCCAAUCCACCAGCCCAGCAGCCAGCGGUGAUGGAGUCUUCUAGCAUCAGCCGCUUUGACUGGCUGGAUCUGGACCCACUUACAAAGCGUAAAGCUGAGAAUGAGGAAGUAUCCCAGGUGUCAGGAGGCGCUGCACAAACAGGACCAGUUGCUGCUGGGGAUCCUUGGGAUGCAGUGCUUGAGACUGAAGGGAACAGUAGUAGUAGCAGCAGCCCCAAGCCCGAGGUGAAAGCAUCACUGUCAGUUCGCUCGCAGCCCAGGAGAGCAUCAACAGGCGCGGCUGUCACCAGGAGUCACUCGCUUAACAUCCCAGGGACCUCCUCCCAGCACAAACCAAACAGUCAGGACAAGGGAAAAGGAAAAGGUUUGGUGAAGAAUGACGCGCUGGAAGAAAAGGACGCUCAAAACUUGGAGGUUGUCGCCUUCUGUGAAGACGUAGCAACCCUGCGCUCCAAAUUCCCUCAUGGCGACAUGUCCACCAACCCUGGCUAUGUCCUAAGCCCUGUCAUUACCCAGAGAGACGGCGGAGGUGACACUAGCUGCUCUGUCAAGGUUUCAAUUGAAAUCUCAGAGUCUCAGCAGCCUGUUACAUUCACCUGUGACGUGAGUUCUCCAGUGGAGCUGUUGAUCAGUCAGACUCUCUGUUGGGUCCACGAUGACCUGGACCAGGUCGACUUCUCCAGCUACCUGCUCAAAGUGUGUGGCCGGGAGGAGGUGCUGCAGAAUAAACACAGCCUCGGAAGCCAUGAGUACGUCCAGAACUGCAGGAAGUGGGAGAAUGAGAUCACAUUACAGCUACUCUCUCACUCCACCAUGAGAAGAGACUUGGCGCGCACUGAGGAAGAUGACAACUCCUCCAUAGACUUAGAGAAGCACCUUGGCCAAGUGGACAGGCCAUUCAAGGAAAAUGUCACCAGACAAGGCCUUGCUGACUAUUUAGAAGGCUAUCACAAUCAAGUCAACAUCUGCCUACAAAAUGAGAGUACCCAGUAUAAGACAGUGGAUCGGUUGGCGCAGACUCUGAAGAACCUGUGUUGUGCUCUAGAUGAGGUGGAGACGCAAGCCAUCACAGAGGCUGUGAAGAGGCUUCGCCAUUCCGUCAAUUUACCCAGGACACACUCACCCAAGAUGGGGUCCAAAUCAUCUGGUCAGUCAUCAAAUGGUCACACCAGUCCCGUGGAGGAGAGCAUGGCCUUGCUGACACAGGCUGUGUAUAAUCUGGCAAAGCUCUACUUGCGCUCCUUCUGCCCCCCAUCCGCCUCCUUCAGCUCCCCUCCAUUGCCUCAGGCUACAGAUGGGGAAUGUAUAGAGGGGAGGAGUAGCAAAGAAGCUUCAGGCACCACAGACCACCUUCAGUUCACUCUGUUUGCAUUGCAUGGCAUCCCGGCGAACUGGGUCAGCAGUUAUGAGAAGUACUUUCUGGUGUGUUCACUCACACACAAUGGCAAGAACCUGUUUAAACCGGUCCAGUCCAAGAGAGUGGGCACAUACAAAAGCUUCUUCUACCACAUCAAAUGGGACGAACUGAUCAGCUUCCCCAUAGCAGUAGCUGUUCUCCCCCUGGAGUCCAUACUGAGCCUCACUUUGUUCGGGGUGUUGAACCAGAAUGCCAGCGGCUCCCCAGACUCCAACAAACAGAGGAAAGCUCCAGAGCUGCUGGGCAAAGUCUCUAUGCCGCUCUUUGACUUUAGAGGGGUGCUUGCCAGGGGCAGCAGGUUGUUGUGUCUGUGGACAUCUGCCCAGGGAGCUGCUGCCGCCGCUGGCUCUACAGGCAGCCGCAAGAGGGUGCCUGUAGAGAGAAUAGUACUACAGGUGGAUUUCCCCAACUCAGCAGUGGAUGUUUUAUACGUGGGACCCAAGGAAGCCCCAAGCCCAGAGCCCCACACAGUGGAAGAGUUGGACCCCGAUCUGCGGCGCAAACUAGAGAAAAUCUGCAGCCGAGCUUCCAAUUUUGGGCUAAAGCGUGCAGACCACCAGCUCUUAUGGGACCAUCAGCUCCACUGUCGGAAGGACCACCCCAGCAGCCUCCCCAAGGUGCUGGCUAGUGUGCCCAGCUGGGACUGGGCAAGCAUAGCCCAUAUCCACUCCCUGCUGCACCACUGGCCCCCUCUGCCCCCUGUCACCGCGCUGGAGAUGCUCGACUCAAAGUUUGCAGACACGGAAGUGAGAAAUGUUGCUGUUGGUUGGAUUGAAAAGAGCAGUGAUGAUGAGCUGGCUGACUAUCUGCCACAGCUUGUACAGGCAUUAAAGUUUGAGUGUCACUUAAAGAAUGCCCUUGUCAUGUUCCUGCUGUCCAGAGCACAAGGGAACAUCAACAUUGCUCACUACCUCUAUUGGCUACUGAAGGAUGCUGUGCAGGAUCCUGCCUGGGGACGACGCUAUGAGCGGGUGCUGGGUGCCCUGCUGUGUCUGUGUGGAGCGAAGCUGAGGGCAGAGCUGGAGAAACAGACUCACCUGGUUAACCUGCUGGGAGCCGUGGCAGAGAGAGUCAGGCAGGCCGGAGGGUCCACAAGACAGGUAGCGCUUCAGGAGGGCCUUGAAAAUGUUCAGAACUUUUUCCAGAGGAACAGCUGCCGACUGCCUCUCAGCCCCAGUCUGGUUGCCAAGGAGCUAAACAUGAAGGCCUGCUCCUUCUUCAACUCCAACGCAGUUCCCCUCAAGCUGGCCCUGGUCAAUGCCGACCCUCUGGGAGAAGAGAUCAAUGUUAUGUUUAAGGUUGGAGAGGACUUGAGGCAGGACAUGUUGGCUCUUCAGAUGAUCCGGAUUAUGGACCGCAUCUGGCUGCAGGAGGGGCUGGAUCUCCGUAUUGUCAACUUCAAAUGCAUCUCCACCGGCAAGGACAAAGGCAUGGUGGAACUGGUGCCAUCCUCCGACACCCUGAGAAAGAUCCAGGUGGAGUACGGCGUAACAGGAUCCUUCAAGGACAAACCGCUGGCGGAGUGGCUCCGCAAGUACAAUCCUGCUGAGGAUGAAUAUGAGAAGGCAUCAGAGAAUUUCAUCUACUCAUGUGCAGGAUGCUGUGUGGCGACCUAUGUGCUGGGCAUCUGUGAUCGCCAUAAUGACAAUAUUAUGCUGCGCUCCACUGGUCACAUGUUCCACAUCGAUUUCGGGAAGUUCCUGGGACAUGCUCAGAUGUUUGGCAGCUUCAAAAGGGACCGAGCUCCAUUCGUUCUGACCUCUGACAUGGCGUACGUCAUCAAUGGAGGCGAGCGUCCCACCAGUCGUUUUCAGCUGUUUGUAGAUUUGUGCUGCCAGGCCUACAACCUCAUCCGCAAGCACUCCGGGCUUUUCCUUAACCUGUUGUCACUGAUGACGUCCUCAGGCCUCCCAGAGCUGACCGGCUCUCAGGAUCUCAAGUAUGUGUUUGAUGCUCUCCAGCCCCACAACACAGACGCUGAGGCAACUAUCUUUUUCACCAGGCUAAUAGAGUCUAGUCUGGGCAGUGUGGCCACAAAGUUCAACUUCUUCAUCCACAACCUCGCCCAGCUAAGAUUUUCUGGUCUGCCAGCCAACGACGAGCCCAUCCUUUCUUUCUCUCCCAAGACUUACACUAUGAAACAGGAGGGCCGCAUCCUCCACGCCUCCAUCUUCUCCUUCCAGAAGAGAUACAACCCAGACAAGCACUAUACGUAUGUGGUGAGGAUCCUGAGGGAAGGUCAGAAUGAGCCCCAGUUUGUUUUCCGCACUUUUGAUGAGUUUCAGGAGCUUCACAACAAACUCACUAUCCUCUUCCCCCUCUGGAAGCUUCCGAGUUUCCCUAACAAGAUGGUGCUCGGUCGCACUCACAUCAAAGAGGUGGCAUCAAAGAGGAAGCUGGAGCUCAACAACUACGUCCACAACCUGAUGAGGAGCUCCACAGAGGUCACGCAGUGUGACCUGGUCUACACUUUCUUUCAUCCAAUUGCUCGAGACGACAAGACCGAAGGUUUAGAUGCCACGGCAAAAGCCCCAGAGCCUCCACUGAGUCCCACUUCUGGCCGGGUGGAAGGAGAAGUGAAGCUCUCAAUCUCCUACAGGAACAGCACUCUUUUCAUCAUGGUCAUGCACAUCCGAGAUCUGGUUUCCGAGGAUGGAACAGAUCCCAACCCAUAUGUGAAAACCUACCUGCUUCCAGAUCCACAAAAGACUUCCAAACGCAAGACUAAGAUCUCAAGGAAAACCAGGAACCCUACUUUCAAUGAGAUGUUGGUGUACAGUGGCUACAGCAAGGAAUCCCUGGGCCUGCGGGAGCUACAACUGAGCGUGCUCAGCGCAGAGUCGCUGCGCGAGAACUACUUUCUGGGCGGCAUCACGCUCAGACUCAAAGACUUUGACCUCAGCAAGGAGACGGUCAAGUGGUACAAACUUACAGCCGUCCCCUACUUCUAAGCCCCCACCUGCCUCUGCAACCGCUCCAGAAACAGGCUGCAUUUACUUCACGUGGGAAAGUUGGCAGAUGCGGCCUUACUUGAAAAUCACCUCAGUUUCACCCACUUCAUAAGAAUUGGGGGGGGGACUCCCAUUUCAUUCAAGGAUUCUGACAUCAUCAGAUUUUAAGUAUACAUUGUGAUAUUUUCAUUUCAAAUCUAACAAACCAAACAGACCAUUUCUUUUACAAUUUGUUGAUGAAAAGCAUGUAUCACUAAGUACAUAUAUGUUGGAUAACUGAUCGGUUUCAGCUGGUUCUAUAGAGUUUCAUUGUGGUAUUCUUACAGCUACCACAGGUUGAACACCUCCAAACCUUUGUUUGUAACAAUGACCAUGUUUCUGUGAUUUUUCCCACAUGACAUGAAUGCAGGCUUAAAAACUCCUUCAGACGCACCCUCAAAGGGUGAUCAAACAGGCCGAUUCUCAAACCCUCAAAGAGGAACUUUGCUCUCCAUUCUUCCCUUUUUUCUUUAACUAAUCAAGAUUGUUUCUGUGACGAACAAUCUCCACUUAUUUUGUCUCUUUUUUUCCUAAAAUAUAACAAAGAGCUGUAAUGUUUUGUACAUUUUGAUAUUAGAGGACCAAAACGGCUUACUUUCAGAAGAGUAUAUAUAGAUUGACACAUUUAUUUUUUAAGAAAUAGAAAAGGGGGCUCGUUUUUACAUUUUCCUUGUUUAUUUUCUAUAUAGGCAAAUAGGAGGCAUCAGGUUUUCCUGAUUUGCAGCAGACACGUCUGGGUAGAUUAGUCCGACAUACCAGAUUCCAGGAAAUCAUCAGUGACCUUACGAUUCCCCAAGAAUGUGCCAAAAGUAAAGAGAGGGAAAGUAAAUCAUACCACUCUCCCACGUAGGGAGCUGAACAGGGUGCCUUUGUUUGUGCUCACAAUCUCUAUAAUGCUCAUCUUGGCCUUACUGCUAUAUAUAUUUUAUUAACAAUCUGAUAUGUCCUUAUUAAAGAAAAAUCUAUAUUCUGUAAAGCUAUAUCAGUAAUUCUUCCAGAGCAGGUCUAAAAGGUUUUUUUUCUAACAGUGGACUGCCACUAAAUGCACACUACCAGGUCUCUCUUGAUUACUUGACUAUUUUCACACAGCACACCUUAAAGGGGAAUUUGUAUCAUAAGCUUUGAAACACACUCAUGUCUGUGCUCUGGAUGAAUAGAAUAUGGUUGCCCAAUAUCUCUGAUCAUAAGUCAGUUCAGUGUUUCCUUCAGGUGGUUUUCAGGUGGCAUGACAGAUUUUUCAAAAUUAAUUUCAGAGACUUUGUAAAUACUGGUGUCUGGACAUGAGGCUGAUUCAGCUCAGGCAACAAUACCACACUCACUCCCAGUGCCUAAUAGUGGUGUAAUGAUGCCGUGAUGAUUAAAUGGGUAAACUUAAACUGCCAGUGAAGUUCAGAUCCAGCAAGGUUCUAUUUUCACAUGAAAUACAUUCUGAGUUUUGAAGCAAACUGAACAUAGAUCAGCGCUUUAAGGGCAACUUUAUCUUAAAAUAUCUCCACGAAAAGGGAACAAGAUCCUGAGCAAGAGAUUAGCUGCUUUCCUCUCCUCUCGCUAACUAUAAAUUGUUGUUAAUGUUUAAUAAAGAAAUUAAGGUGAAUUUAUCUGAAAAGUUUUUUUAAGAGAAGAUCUACAAGACACUUGUGAUCUAAGGGCAACACUCACACUAUGAAUAUUAGUGACUUGAUCCACUCUUUUAGUGACUGUACAAAGAAUGCAAGCAGAGUUUGUAUUAACAUGGCCAGUUAUUUAUUCUUAAUUGGUGACCUGUAACCCGAAUGGAUCAGUGUGUACUGUAAUCCCUCUUUCCUAAAGCAUAUUAAAUGUUUUUGGAUCCAAUAUUA
This is a messenger RNA of Acanthopagrus latus (yellowfin seabream), 7302 nucleotides long. RefSeq names its product phosphatidylinositol-4-phosphate 3-kinase, catalytic subunit type 2 alpha (gene pik3c2a). Gene Ontology annotation, molecular function: 1-phosphatidylinositol-4-phosphate 3-kinase activity; phosphatidylinositol binding; 1-phosphatidylinositol-3-kinase activity. The record is from RefSeq and is a predicted model, not a curated record. NCBI's taxonomy places the organism in Eukaryota, Metazoa, Chordata, Actinopteri, Spariformes, Sparidae. The transcript is spliced from 33 exons. Gene Ontology annotation, cellular component: phosphatidylinositol 3-kinase complex; plasma membrane; cytoplasm. The coding region runs from base 239 to 5425 and encodes 1728 amino acids. Gene Ontology annotation, biological process: phosphatidylinositol-3-phosphate biosynthetic process; cell migration; phosphatidylinositol-mediated signaling.